GUGUCUCCGGCCGCGCCGGAAGCGCAGUCCUCCUCACGGUCCGAGUCUGCCUUGCGGCCUGCGCGGACGGUUAAAGCCUGCAGCUGGAGUAGUGGCGGCUAGCCGGCCGAUAAUCCGGGAUGGGGGGGAGUCCGGGCCCCGUGUGAAGCGAUUCCCAGGAAUGUGUGCGGCACAGGACAAGAUGGAGGACACCUGAGGCCAGACAGAGGUAGAAAUGCAGUAUCUUCAGCCACCCAGUGCCCCACUUUUGUAGAUCAUCUCGUCUCCCUCGUGCCCUUUUUUGUGUAAAAGUGUACCUGCACCACAAGAAACCUGGAGAGGGGCUGGCGAGGCAUCACAACCUGGAACAAUUUAAGGCCACAGGAGGGUGGGCUCUCUUAAGAUGUCCUUGAGUAGUGGCGCACCAGGAGGGAAAGGUCUGGACUCAAAUUCUGUGGAGACCUACGAUAGUGGCGAUGAAUGGGACAUCGGAGUUGGCAAUCUGAUCAUUGAUUUGGAUGCAGAUCUAGAGAAGGACCAACAAAAGCUCGAGAUGUCCGGCUCUAAGGAGGUGGGCCUGCCAGCCCCCAAUGCAGUGGCAACUCUACCUGACAAUAUUAAGUUUGUGACGCCAGUGCCAAGUGGCCAAAGCAAGGAGUCAAAAUCUAAAUCUAAGCGAAGUAAAAGCAGCAAAGAUGGAGGCAGGAGCAGCCAGGCCUCUGGACUAUUCCCAGUAGGAGAUGCCAGUAAAAAGGAAGUAGCAGGACGUUCUGUAGAGGUUGGGGGUAAUUCUGGAGCACCCUCAUCCACAGUGACUUCUAAAAGUAGUGAAAAGUCUGGAAAGUCCUCCCGCAACUCGUCUAGCUCCAAGAAAGAGAGUGGAAAAACUAAAAAGGACAAAUGUGAGGUUGCAGUGAGUGGUGGAGAAAAGGAGUCUACUGGAGUUCUCCAGCAGGCCUCCGGAGUGGGGAGUAGAGGAGUCUCGAUGCAGGAAGCAGUGGUGGCAUCAGUGGAACAGUUGGGAGGGGGUAUGGCGGUUGACAGUGGUAGUUCCCUGAAUGUUGCAGGGAUUAAAACAGAACCCGAGGACCCUGAAACGGACAGUCGUGGAUUGAAGAAGGUGAAAGCAGAGAUGAUGGAGUCCCCGGUGUGUGCUUCGUCUGGCUUGCCUCUCCAUUUAUUGGUCCCAAUGGUGAACAAUGACAUUUCCUCCCCGUGUGAACAGAUCAUGGUGCGCACACGGUCUGUUGGUGUUAAUACCAGUGACGUGGCCCUUGCAACUGAACCUGAAUGUCUGGGGCCCUGCGAGCCAGGAACAAGCGUUAAUCUUGAGGGCAUUGUGUGGCAAGAGACAGAGGAUGGAAUGCUGGUUGUCAACGUGACUUGGAGGAACAAGACCUAUGUUGGCACGCUGCUAGACUGCACACGGCAUGACUGGGCUCCCCCAAGAUUCUGCGACUCUCCCACCAGUGACUUGGAGAUGCGGAAUGGACGGGGGAGGGGCAAACGUAUGCGACCAAGCAGCAAUGCCCCCAUCGCUGAAGCCGCACCAGCCCCUGAGAACAAAGGAGCUAGCAGCAGCAGUAGCAGCAGUAGCAAGACACGUGCUGGAGCCAACAACAAAGGAAGACGGGGCAGUCAGAACUCAGGCGAGCACCGCCCCCCGCCAUGUGGCACCACAGAGGACAUUAAAGCAAGCCCAUCUUCUGCUAGCAAACGCAAGAGCAAACCUCCUUCUGAUCUUGAACUGACUUCUAGCUCAGAAGAUUCUAAAGGGAGCAAACGUGCUCGUACAAAUUCAUUGGGCUCCUCCUCUGCACCAGUGUCUGUGUCACUGCCUUUAACAGUUCCACUGAGCACUAUCAAAGUUGAGGCCACUACAAUGGAUAGAAACUGCUCUUCUCCCAUUCUAAUAGACUGUCCCCACCCUAAUUGCAACAAAAAGUACAAGCACAUAAAUGGCCUGAAGUACCAUCAGGCUCAUGCACACACAGAUGAUGACAGUAAGCCAGAGGCAGAUGGAGAUAGCGAGUGUGGGGAGGAGCCCCAUCUUCACCUAGAUAUGGGAAGUUGCAAUGGUGCCUUUGCUUCCCAAAAAGGUUCCCUCUCACCUGCCCGUUCUGCCACACCUAAAGCUCGUUUACUUGAGCCACAAAGCCCACCUCAUUCUGCUAAAUUUGGUGGAAAGAUGGUGUGCAAAAAGAAAAUUGGUACCGAAGGUGAUAUGGACCCAGGUGCACUUUCUAAUGAUGGCUCUGAGGAUGGAACUCUAGCAGCAGAUGACACCAGCAAUGAUGGCUUUGAGUCUCAGGAAAAGAGGCUAACAGAUAAAGAUUCCAUCAAGAAGGGAAGCCUUAGUGGUAAGCAGGAGAAGUUGACUUCUUCGAAGAGUGUAAAGUCCGCCCGUCCUAUUGCACCGGCUAUAUUACCACAACAGAUGUAUACUAUACAGGCCACCACAUUCACUGCUUCUAGUCCUGGUUCAUCGACUGGACUCACCACAACAGUUGUGCAAGCCAUGCCUACCAGUCCCCAACUCAAACCUAUUCAGCCAAAACCCACUGUAAUGGGAGAACCGUCCAGCAUCAAUCCAGCACUAACUCCAUCUAGAGACAAGAAAAAGAAGGAUAAAAAGAAAAAAGAGAACAGAGAUGAGGAUACAUCUGGAAGCUCUAUUAAGCCUGGUCGUCCAGAAGAAGGGAAAAGCCCUUAUGGGGAAGCAGGGGGGGAUUCUUCUGUGAAAGGUGAUGGAUUGAUUAACGGUUCUGAAUCACAUCAAAGCCGUUUGGCUAGCAUAAAAGCAGAGGCUGACAAAAUUUAUAGUUUCACUGACAAUGCUCCUAGCCCAUCCAUUGGAGGAGGGGGUACAUCAAGCCGAAUAGAGAACCCCAGUCCUGGGCAGCCCAUGACUCCUCUACAUGUUGUAACUCAAAAUGGAGCUGAAGGGACCUCUGCUAAAACAAACAGUCCAGCCUACUCUGACAUUUCUGAUGCAGGGGAGGAUGGAGAAGGUAAACUGGAUAGCACUAAAGUAAAGGAUCCGGAACAGCUGGUAAAGGAAAGUGCCAAAAAGUCCCUUUUCCCACCUCAACCACAGAGUAAAGAGUCACCAUAUUACCAGAGCUUUGAAACCUACUACUCUCCCAACUAUGCGCAUUCCAGUCCUGGGGCCAUUAAUCCCACUGUUCAGGCUACACCUGAAAACCAGACUCUUAAAGUCAAGAAGGAAGAGGAUUUGGAGGUUACAGAAGUAAAAAUGAAAGCUGAACCCCCUGAAGAGAAAAAGCCAGAAUUGUGCAGCACAAACCAGCAGCCUUCUGUGAUUCAACAACGCCCCAACAUGUACAUGCAGUCUCUCUAUUACAAUCAGUAUGCAUAUGUUCCUCCCUAUGGCUACAGUGAACAAGGUUACCAUGCUCACUUACUAAGCACCAAUCCGGCAUACAGACAGCAGUAUGAGGAGCAUCAAAAGCAAAGGCAGAAUCUUGAGCAGCAACAGCAACAGCAGCAACAGCAACAGCAACAGCAGCAACAGCAACAACAACAGCAGCAGCAGCAACAGCAGCAACAGCGUAAUAUGGAGAAGAAAGCAGAAAUGGCCAUGAGAGAUAGGGAGGCAUCUCUCAAGGAAGAGUGGAAGCACAAGUCUUCAGUGCCCCCAACACUAACCAAGGCUCCAAGCCUAACAGACUUGGGAAAAUCAGGUUCCAAACCUAAGGAUUUAGGACCUGGUCCUGAUUCAAGCAAAUCCGUGAUUAUCCCCAAACUGGAGGACUCUACAAAGAUGUCUGUUCAACAAACCGAGGGACUGAAAACAAAAGUUUCUGAGACAGGUGGGCAUUCAGGAAAAGAACCCACUGAGCCCAAACCUAGUGGGGAGUGUAACCGUCAGACUGGUUUGGAUCCUGGCUUGUGGUACAGACCUCAGGAGGCAGAUUCUCGCAUGUGGACAUAUGUUUAUCCCAAGUACCCAGAUACCAUGAAAGUUGCGGAAGAAGAGCGGUGGAAGGAAGAGAGGAAAGUGAAGGAGGAGCGCAGCAGAAGUAAAGAAGCUUCAUCCAAGGAAGAAGGCAAAGAAGGGGCAAGUGGGGAUGUGAAGGGACCACCAGCAGCAGAGGAUCCUAGAGUACUCCCUAAGGAUCCACGCACUAGUACUCAUGUACCAGUUUCAUCACCUCUUACUCAACAUCAGUCAUACAUCCCUUAUCUCCACGGUUAUGCCUACAGUCAGGCUUAUGACCCCAACCAUCCAAGCUACCGCGGGAUGCCUGCAGUCAUGAUGCAGAACUACUCAGGUUCCUAUCUCCCCUCCAGUUACUCUUUUUCCCCUUAUGGUAACAAAGUCACAGGCAGCGAAGAGUCUGAGAAGUCUCGAGCUAGUCCAAGCUGUAAACCCACAUCUGAAUCUAAAGCUCUGGACAUUCUGCAGCAGCACGCAAGCCAUUACAAGAGCAAGUCUCCUACGAUUUCUGAUAAAUCUCCCCACGACCGGGAUCGAGGAGGAUGCAGUGUACCUGGUGGUUCAGGAGGGGGCCCUGGCUGCAGCAGUAUGGGAGCCCCAGACAGGGGUGGGGACAGGAAUUCAGAAAGACCCCGCACUUCACCCUCCCAACGUUUAAUGUCCUCUCAUCACCACCAUCACCACCUUGGCUACUCCCUGCUUCCUGCACAAUACCAGCUGCCAUAUGGCCCAGGUUUGUCAUCUACAGCGAUUGUGGCAAGUCAGCAAGGCUCAGCUCCGUCAUUGUACCCACCCCCCAGGAGGUGAGAGUGGAAUUAAUUUUAUCGGAGGUCCCUACUUACAUAGUCAUGUGACCGGAUCACAAGACACACCGGGAAUGAGAGUCGAAUGGCAAUGUGUGUUCUACAACCAUCGGUUUCAGCCAAGCCCUUGUGGUUUCCCCACUCUCAACCUGGAUAGAAGAAUCCAACCGUUGGCCUUUGUGACAUUCAGUUGUCCCCUCUCUGACUCUAUGGAAACCUGGGCUGUAUUUAUUCAACAUUGCCUCCUGAAGACAUGGGGGCCAUUAGGAAUAGCCUUGGAAUUUUUAUUUUCACGAAGAGUUGGAGAUUAAACCACAAACCUCAUUUAAAAGAGAAAAAAAUAAUAAAAAAUAACUUUGGGCAAAGGGACAUGUCGCUCUUUGGCAACUGACUUCUAGUUCUAAUGUUGUUUUGCAAGUUACAGAAUGAUUAAUUUGUUUUUGUCGAUUUGUUAGUGCACUCCAUCUACAAUAUCCACUUGGUCUGUGGACUGUCUUCUUGACACAUGCUCAGGCUUUAUGACUCUUCCAGAUAUUAGGAGUCAAACUUGGGAUAGUUUAUCCUAUAAACUGUCACUUCUCCACAGGGUUUUGUAAGUGGGUUUGGGGAGUUUUGUGUUUGUCAGUUAUUUGAGAGUGACUGUUUGGAACUGUUAGUUUCAUGCAUUUCAUCAUUUUCCUUUCCUACCAUGGCACCUGGACUUUUCCGGAGGCAGACAGACCAUAAUUAUAACCUAGGGACGGUAAGGGCCAAAAAUGCACCCCCCGGUAAAUAUCGGUGACCAGAGCUUCUCGUGACACAAAGUUGACCUAGGGUAGUUAUUUUUUCCAGCUGCUUUUAUGCACCAGCUCCCAUGAUCCUUGACCAGCCUAUUGCUGAGCAGUGAUCCUGAGGAUUGAAGUACAUUGAUGGGUGGAAGAUGGGUUCUCUCAACGAAGAUGUUCAGUUCAACUUGUGUGCUGUCUAUUGUGUUUUAUAAAGUUCUGCUGCUCAUUUUGCCAGUACAGAUAUUACUUGUGAAUCUCUGUACUUUCCCAUGUUAAGCAUCCAUUUUAUUAUUUUAACCAGAGCGGUCUGACAUAGUUUUAAACUGCUUUUACCGUCCCUCCCAUUUUCACACGGAGGACUGCAGUAAAUUGGGUUGAGUAUGAAGUCGUGCCGUCAUGGCUGAAAUCCCCCUGUCCAUGCCAGCCCAUAUCUGUGUAUAAUGUAUAUAAUAAGCCCUGAUACAUUCUUUUAUAAGACACUAAUCUUAAAAAAAGAAAAAGAAAAAUGGUAAAAA
This is a messenger RNA of Pelobates fuscus (common spadefoot toad), 6025 nucleotides long. It is a transcript of the gene ZNF609, whose product is annotated as zinc finger protein 609. The record is from RefSeq and is a predicted model, not a curated record. Bases 383 to 4747 code for a protein of 1454 amino acids. NCBI's taxonomy places the organism in Eukaryota, Metazoa, Chordata, Amphibia, Anura, Pelobatidae. Gene Ontology annotation, biological process: regulation of transcription by RNA polymerase II. Gene Ontology annotation, cellular component: nucleus. The transcript has 10 exons.